Sinocyclocheilus grahami is the source of this 1442-nucleotide messenger RNA. Its product is annotated as transcriptional coactivator YAP1-like. Gene Ontology annotation, molecular function: protein binding; transcription coactivator activity. Gene Ontology annotation, biological process: hippo signaling; positive regulation of transcription by RNA polymerase II. Gene Ontology annotation, cellular component: nucleus; cytoplasm. The record is from RefSeq and is a predicted model, not a curated record. Bases 396 to 1412 code for a protein of 338 amino acids. NCBI's taxonomy places the organism in Eukaryota, Metazoa, Chordata, Actinopteri, Cypriniformes, Cyprinidae. The transcript is spliced from 7 exons.
AAGGGGGGGGGGAAGUUAGUUAGGUUAGUGAGAGGGCUGUGAUUUUCAAUGCGCAGUACAGUCAUUACCAAUGUCUGCGUUAGAGGAGCCGUAAACUUUUGGGAAAGUCACCCGGACAGCGCAUUUAAAGAGUUCAAAUACUUCAGAAGAAGUUUAAACGAUAAACUGUAGUAGAUAUGCGCGUUUCCACAUUUAUUGGGGUGUUCUCGGGAAGCAGAAAAACACAUCGUUGCCUACUUUUUUUCGCAAGGCUUGGAUAAUUAAUAAAGUGGACGGACAGAAAACGGCUUUGAGCUGUUUGGAUUAAUUUUUUCGGCGUUUUAUGGUUGCAGGCAACUUUCCUGUUUACACCAUUUCAGCCGGAUAAAAAGAAGAGCUCAGUUUUAUCUGGAGUCAUGGAUCCGAGCCAGCACAACCCUCCUGCCGGCCAUCAGAUCGUCCAUGUUCGGGGAGACUCCGAGACCGAUCUGGAGGCUCUUUUUAAUGCUGUGAUGAACCCGAAAAACGCCAUCAGCCCCCCUUCCGUGCCGAUGAGGAUGAGAAAGCUGCCAGACUCCUUCUUCAAGCCGCCAGAGCCAAAGUCCCACUCCAGACAAGCCAGCACGGAUGCAGGUACUGCUGGCACCCUCACGCCCCAGCACAUCAGAGCACACUCCUCACCCGCCUCCCUGCAGCUGGGUGCAGUUUCUCCUGGCACCCUGAGCAGCAUGGUUCCAGCAAACCCCCAGCCUCAGCACCUCCGCCAGUCUUCUUACGAAAUACCUGAUGAUGUGCCGCUGCCCCCAGGCUGGGAGAUGGCCAAGACCCCUUCGGGCCAGAGAUACUUCCUAAACCAUAAUGACCAGACGACCACCUGGCAGGAUCCACGUAAGGCCCUCCUUCAGAUGAACCAGGCCGCCCCAGCCAGCCCAGUGCCUGUGCAGCAGCAGAACAUCAUGAACCCUGCCUCAGGUCCUGUUCCUGAUGGUUGGGAGCAAGCUAUUACCUCAGAAGGAGAGAUCUACUAUAUCAAUCACAAGAACAAAACCACCUCUUGGCUGGACCCACGACUUGACCCGCGUUAUGCUCCUGUCAUUGAGGUCGAUGAACUGCUGACAUUUGGAGGAACUUUUUCUCACCAACUUCAGAAACACUUCUAUGACUAUGAACCAGCAGCGAAUUUCCCAGAGUGCUCCAGUGAAGCAAGGCUCCCAGUUGCCCUCCAGCCCACAGAGCGGAGUGCUGGGUGGAAACAACCAGAUCAGGCUGCAGCAGAUCCAGAUGGAGAAAGAGAGACUGAGGAUCAAACAAGAGCUCCUUCGCCAGAGACCCCAGGAGCUCGCCCUGAGAAACCAGCUGCCGACCAGCAUGGAGCAGGAUGGCGGCACUCAAAACCCUGUGUCCUCACCCGGCAUGGGACAAGACGCCCGUAACAUGACCACCAACAGCUCUGACCCGUUCUU